CUUCCUGAAGAAGACACGCGAGAACAGAUCUGCCCCACAGACAACAAAAUGCUCCCCCUAAACGAGAGCAGCUGGGAGGUGUUUGACGUGUCAGGACAGAAACGAAAGUCCCUUCCUCAGGAUGUUCCACUACAUGCCAGAUGUAUGAAUUUACAGAGAAACAAACUGAAACGGGUCACCGGCAUCUCCAGAUUCACCUUCCUCACUGAGAUUAAUCUCUCAAGGAACAAGAUAAUGGAGUUUCCUCAAGAAAUGUGCAGCCUUCAGAAACUGGAGGGACUCUACUUGAACCAGAACAACAUCAGAGUCAUUCCAGAGGGAAUCUUUCCACAUCUCGUGAGGUUAAAGUUCCUCAAACUCAGCACCAAUCGCUUGGCCAAGCUUCCUCCAGACAUAAACAAGUACACCAGUAUCAUUUACCUGGACCUUUCCAGGAACUGCCUGCAGGACAUCCAACCAUUAGUGGGCCUCCCAAAAUUAAAGGAGCUUUUGGUGGAGAAGAACCAACUGACGGAGCUCCCGUCUCAGCUCUUCAAGAACAGAACCUGUGAGCUGACCGUGUGCAAAGCCAUGGGGAACCCUCUGAGGUGCCCGCCAGAGGAGGUCUGCGCCGGAGGAGUCAUAGACAUUCAAAACUACUUCCAACAAAUGGAGGAAAACCCUAACUCACGCAGCGCCUGGACAGUGAAGACCAUGUUCCUGGGCUGCUCCAUGGCAGGGAAGUCUACGCUCUGCCGCAGCCUGAAAACAGGCAAGCCAGCGGCCGUGGCAGUGGGAGACCGGACUGAGGGGAUAGAAAUCAGUCAACUCUACGCUGAGGGGAUCCGGUUCCUUUUCUGGGAUUUUGCAGGGCAGGAAGAGUACUACCUGACACACCAUGUCUUCAUCACACCAAGAGCCCUUGUCAUCCUUACUGUUGAUUUAUCCAGCUACAGCAUCAUAGACCCACAAUCUUUCAAAGACAAACUUUGGUUCUGGAUAAACAACAUACAGCUGCGUGUGCCGGACUCAGUGGUCCUGUUGGUGGGAACACACUGUGACCAGUGCAAAGACCAGGAGGAGGUGAUGGAGAAGAAGAACGACAUCGAGGGGAAGGUCAAAACCAUGUUGGCAAACAGGAAGGCGGUUCUAAAACAACAGAAGAGAAAUCUGGAAGACAACAUAAACCCCUCUCUCUUUGUAGACCAGCUUGAUGAGCUGGAUUGCCUUUUGGAAUACAAUCUGAAGGUUCUGGAUCUCAUACCCAUUGACGGCACAAAGAUGGAGGAUAUCGGGAAGCUGAAAAGUCACAUUCUGACAUGCAUUCAGUCGGAGAGUGUGUUUCUGUGUUCUGGGAGCAUCUUACCAAAAAGCUACGAAGCAGUGGAGCAGGCCAUUCAUACACUUGUUUCUCUGCGGGAUAUUCCACGACAUGGUAUUAUUCAACUGGACGAACUGAGUGAUUUAAUUCUGAACCAUGUUCAGCUGAGCAGAGAGAGUCUCCUCUCCACCCUGCGGUUCCUCCUGAGAUAUCUGCAUCGGAUUGGAGUGAUUGUUUGGUAUGAAGACAUCAGCGUGCUCAGUGACAGAGUGUUUAUCCAGCCUUCAUUCCUCAUCUCCAUGUUCAAGACCAUUGUGAGACAUGACCUGGUGGAGCAGUUGGAGGGGGUUUCCAGAGACCUCCUCAUGCAGGAAGGGGCUCUGGUGAAACAGAAGUUCACCUGGGUGGAUGACUUGAGGUGCAGAGGAACCCUGCACAACGCAGCUCUACGGAUCCUGGUCCGCAGAGGGAUCGAGAAACUGGUCAUGAAUGAGGACGACUUGGUUGUUGAGGUGGUGGGCAGCAAAAGAGAGGAAGGCAUUCUACUGACCCUGCUGCAACAUUUUGAGGUCUGCCUCCCGACUCUCAUUGGAGGGGACCUAAACCCACAAGCACCAGAGUUCAUUCCUGGUGAGAAACAGUGGAAGUCAGUGAAGGAGGCCAAGAGAGAUCCAGAUGGAGCCUGUCUCUUCCCCAUCUACCUGAAGGAUGACUUCAUAGUGUGCCAAAAGUGGGGUGAGAACAGGCAGGACGACCUCAGUGUUCACGUGUACUUCCUCCCGGAGAUUCCUCAUGGCUUCUUCCACAGAUUGAUCGUCAAGACCUGUUCCCUCUACCCCACUCACUGGGUGGGGAGGGAGCAGUUCCUCCUCUGCUGUGGACACCUUCUGUGUCUGGUGAGACAGCAGGAUAAAGAUGAAGACCCGUUCAUAGAGAUACGCUGCAGGAGACCUGAGAAAGACAAGGGGUUCAGGCCGUUAUGGAACCUGAUCCUGGCGGUGAUGUCCAAGCUGUUUGUGCUCUCCAGACAGUGGCCUGGCCUGACUCAGCAGGUUCACACUCCCUGUCCAGAGAGAGGCUGUCCACACUACUUCCCCUGGAGGGAUUGGCAGGAGCUCAACAACACUGACUUCUACAACCUGGUGAAAGAGGAGAAACUGGUUUGCAAAGGAGGACACACACGACGGACAGAGCUGAUAUUUCCUAAAGAUAAAGAAACGCCUCCCCUCGAUUAAUGUAAAGUUUCGACAAUCAAACAUACACAACAUCCUGAAGGUUCACUUUCCCACUUUUAUAAACAACAUGGCACCAAAAAUCCAACCUGACAUAUCCCCUUUUCUUCUCAUGUUCCCUUCAAGCACUGAAAAAUCCUCCCAACUCUUAUGACUGGCCUUGGAAAAUAAAAUGUUUUUGAUAAAAGAAAAGAAUGAAGGGUUUCUGGGAUUGUUUAGCAGGUGUAGGCAUCCCUGACUAGAAGUACAAUGGACCUUAUCUAAGAUAAAAAAAAUGCUACAAUCCUGGAACCUCUCCUACUUGCUAAGACUAAGAGACAAAGUACCUGCCCUCACACUGUGGAGUAUCCUGACCUCAGCCAUCACAGAUUUGCCCCUGAAGCUGUCUUCAUAUACAACUUUUUUAAACUUGGAAAUGGCAACCAUGCCAUGCUCUUUGCAUGACAUCGAGGGUCUGAUAAAGAAAGCCCUGUUAUACAAUUUAUUAGAUUGUCAUUGGAUGUUGUAAAAAUAUGUUUUAAUUUUGUGUAUUUUUAUAUUCAAACCUAUAUUUAUACAGUUUGUCAUGGCAUCAGGCAGGCCACGUGCAGCAGGGUAGGUUUAAAUACUGGCAAAAUUUGACACAUCACAUAUAAGAUUAGAGUCUCCUCCUGCAAACACCUUUAUGCCUUUAACCAGGUGCAUGCCUGCAAAAAGCAACCUAAAAGCACUUCCUUGAAUGGACUGAGGAGGGCAAUACAGUGUAAGAGGCAGUGCUGCAUUUGUAGCUGAUGGAUUCUAUUUGGUUUUAUUUAAAGUGUUUUAAAUUUAACAGUAAAAAUUAAAUCCAUGUGACGUCAUUUGGAUUUUUCUUUGAUGGAAUUUCUAAAGUUUGGGCAUAUGGAGGGAAAAUGAGAAGAGACAGAGGUGGAGGGAUGCAACAAUAAAAAAGGAGGAUGGGAGUACAAUGAAUGGAUGGAAGAACAAAAAAGGGAAAUGAAGAAAAGACUCUUUUUGUUGUAUUCUCAAACUUUAAGUGACACUUCUCAGGUUCUUUCUGUAUCCCUGAAAACACCUGGCUGUUUUCAGUGUGCAGUAGCUCCCUCUGCUGGUUUCUGUCUGACAUUACAACUCAGUGCUUUCAGGGACACAAACACUCUCUGAGGGAAAACGUCUCAAUGUAAGAUGUUACUGCUUCAUUCUCAAUACCACAGAGGAUUUUCUUCCUGGAUUGUAAAAUGACUGUGAGUACCAGACAGCUGGGAUUACUCCUGAUACAUGCAGACCAGCAAUCUUAGUUUCAUGGCUGCGCUGAUGUAAUUCUUCUAAUCAGCUGAAUCUGAAAGCUGACUCUGAGUUCACUCAUCUGGAGCUGUCCUGUAUUUCUCAACUGAAUUUUUCAUCACAGCUCUCCUCACUCAGGGGAGUUCAUGCUACCUUCAUUGUCUCCUAGUAAAUAUGAAACUUUUGAGAUGAUGGUCAUUCAAGCUGUGCUGAACAGACAAAAGACUAAUAGGAGACGGGAAACACCCUGAAGACUGGUUUACAUUACAGUGUUGCUUUUCCUGUUGACUGUGAAACAACCAUAUAUUUAACAUACUAUGAAUGAAUGAAUAAACAUGUUUAAGAUA
Molecule: messenger RNA, 4142 nt
Organism: Notolabrus celidotus (New Zealand spotty)
Lineage: Eukaryota; Metazoa; Chordata; Actinopteri; Labriformes; Labridae
Product: malignant fibrous histiocytoma-amplified sequence 1 homolog
Exons: 9
Coding region: 49-2535 (828 amino acids)
Cellular component (GO): extracellular matrix
Molecular function (GO): protein binding
Source: RefSeq, a predicted model, not a curated record